CAACGUCCGGUGCGGAGAUUCCCUACCACUAGGCAUCAUGCGACUACUUUACCCCGUAUUAGUCGUUAUGGCCACACUGGUCGCCAUUUCUGAAGGCAAUGCCGCAGAAGUGAACGCUGUCGCCACGAAAGUGAAUGCGAGAGACUCAAUCGAGAACACCCGCAAGUUGUCAGAUCCCACAGAAGCAGCCUUGGAGGAGAGAAAAGGUGGAGGGGGAGGCCGCGGGGGAGGUAGAAGAGGAGGAACCAGCACAAGAACCAGCACCGGAAGACGCAAAUUCGACAGGAGUGGAAUCAACCCGACGAACCCGACUCUUGGAUUCAUGUACCCGAGCGACACGCCAUAUCUCAAAGACGAUUUUCGAAAGCUGUACGUGAAAUGGCUGAAGAAAAAACAAGCCGAGAAGAAGAAACAAGCUGAGAAAAAGAAAGCCGAGGAAAAGGAAGCCGAGACAACCCGCCGACUUCGAGCCUAAAGUACGUUGGCAGGUUCAGGAUGUCAUGAGGGUUGGAAACAACGACGCUAGUAGUGUCAUGGAACAGCAUGAUUUCCGGUGGAAUUAGGCUGCCCCGACUGACUAUUUUAAGAUCAUUACCUAACUUGGAGCUGUAGAUCGUCGCUAUUAUAGUCAUACGAACCGAAUAAACAGAAAGUUUUGAGGUUAUAUGAUAAUGAAAGUGAUUUCAAACGGAAAAACCAAGAUAGAAAAGCCGUUAAUACAAAUACCGCAAGGGAUUGGAGUCGUGUACCACGGAGG
Messenger RNA from Phytophthora nicotianae INRA-310, 757 nucleotides. RefSeq lists its product as hypothetical. Bases 38 to 475 code for a protein of 145 amino acids. The record is from RefSeq and is a predicted model, not a curated record. The transcript has a single exon. NCBI's taxonomy places the organism in Eukaryota, Oomycota, Peronosporomycetes, Peronosporales, Peronosporaceae.